CAGUGAGUCUUAAAGCAAAAAGUCAAACCUAAGAAAACUGUCUCCGUUGGCGAACCGAAGGAAGGGAGAGAGAGAGAGAGAGAGAGAGUGAAACUUGAAAGAAUGGAUGUGAAGAAGAAUAUAGUUGGAGUUGAUCGCGGCGAGGUGAUCGAGACGUGGCUGAAGAAACACCGUUUGAUCUACACGGGAGCUACCAGACACCCUUUGAUCCUCAGCAUUCGAGAUGGGACCGUCCAUCUCUCCUCCUUCAAAAGAUGGCUGGGGCAGGACUGCAUAUUUGUUAGAGCAUUUGUCCCAUUUGCAGCGAGUUUGCUGAUAAAAGCUUGGAAAGAAUCUGAUAAUAGAAGUGAUCUGGAUGUCUUAUUGGGGGGUUUGGCAGCUCUCAACGAUGAGAUUGCUUGGUUUAAACAGGAAGCUGCCAAAUGGGGUGUUCUGCUCUCUGAAAUUGUUCCUCAGAAGACAAACGAAGAGUAUUGCAGAUUCCUGGAGAGUUUAAUGAGCCCUGAAGUUGAAUAUACAGUGGCAAUCACUGCCUAUUGGGCCAUAGAAGCAGUAUAUCAAGAGAGCUUUGCUCACUGCUUGGAAGAUGGCUCAAAAACUCCACCAGAACUCCUUGAAACUUGCCAAAGAUGGGGAAAUCCGGGUUUUGGUCAGUAUUGUUCUGCUCUUCGAAAUAUUGUCAAUAGAAGGUUGGAGAGAGCGUCAGAUGAUCAGCUGAAAGAGGGUUUAGAUGAUGUGCUUAAGAAAGCUGAAGUAGUUUUUCUACGUGUUCUUGAAUAUGAAGUUGAUUUCUGGAACAUGAGCCGUGGAGAUUCCUUGUGAACAACUCUGGUACUAACCAAAUGCUGCAGAUAUAUGCAUCUCACAUCCUUUUCCAAACAACAUCUGUCAGCUUUGAUUUCCCUAUUUUUAAUUUUUGUUUUUGCAAGGUUUUCGAGUAGACAAUCCUUUUGAUGUAUAAUUAUAUAUCCUGUAAGAUGUAACAUGGCUAUAAAUGCAUGCAAUUCCAUCAUGGAAGUUUUCUACA
Ziziphus jujuba (common jujube) is the source of this 1027-nucleotide messenger RNA. Its product is annotated as probable bifunctional TENA-E protein. The transcript is spliced from 3 exons. Lineage: Eukaryota; Viridiplantae; Streptophyta; Magnoliopsida; Rosales; Rhamnaceae. Gene Ontology annotation, cellular component: cytosol. The record is from RefSeq and is a predicted model, not a curated record. Bases 103 to 822 code for a protein of 239 amino acids.